CGUGCUUUGACGUCAGCAGCAUAUGGUACAGUUACCUAGGCAACAGAAGUCCAUCGUAAUUGGUUCAAUGCUUGCGUACAUACCUCACCGUGCGCACAUCUACUAAUAGUUGAAAAAAGAAGAUAUCCGAAACAUAUUGGAAAAUAACUUGAAAAUCGACGAGAUUGACGUCUUCUAAUAUCAACUAUUUAUUUUUUUAUAUCGCCAAAAUUCAUAUCGAUGAAGUCAUUGGUCUUCAAUAAUUUAUACUCAUAAUUUAUCUGUUCGACUUUGUACUUGUUUUUUUUGAUUGAAAAGCGAAAAUGGUAGCCGGCAAAGUAGCCUUUGUAACAGGCGCUGGCAGUGGCAUAGGUAGAGAAGUAUGCCGUAUUUUGGCCAAGCAAGGAGCUAGGGUUAUUGCUGCCGAUCGGAACUUAAAAAGUGCCAUGAAUACCAUUGCUUCUUUAAAUGAUCCUGGACAUUUGGCAUUAAAUAUUGAAGUUUCAAGUGAGCAAAGUGUCCAAGAAGCAUUUAAAAGUGCAAUAAACAAAUACUCAAUUCCACCCACUAUUAUAGUUAAUUCUGCUGGGAUCACACGUGAUCAGUUCAUUUUGAAACUUACCAAUGAAGAUUUUACUAAAGUACUUGAUGUAAAUUUAAAAGGAACAUUUUAUAUAAAUCAAACAGCAGUAAAAGAAAUUGUUAAUGCUAAUACAGGUAUAGGUAGUUCGAUUGUUAAUGUGAGCUCUAUUAUUGGGAAAACAGGGAAUAUGGGUCAAGCUAAUUAUGCAGCAUCAAAAGCUGGAGUAAUAGCACUUACACAAACUGCUUCUUUAGAGUUUGGACAAUUUGGAAUUCGCGUUAAUGCAGUACUACCAGGUUUCAUAGAAACGCCUAUGACGGAAACUGUACCUGAUAAUGUAAAGCAGUUAUUUAUAAAAAAGAUACCUCUUCACAGAAUGGGAAAACCAGAAGAGGUGGCAGAAGUAAUUACAUUUUUAGCAUCUUCCAAAAGUUCCUACAUAAAUGGUGCAUCUAUUGAAGUUACAGGAGGAUUGCAUUAAAUUUAUACAUACAUUUUUAGAUACAUAUGUAUAUACAGAAUAGACUAUUUAAAUUGGAUCUAAAUUAACUCCGUUAUUUUUAAAAAUAUGGAUAAAUUUUGUUAAUAAAAGUUAUUCAAUACUGAGAAGAUCAUAAUACAGCAGUAAUAAUUCAUUGUGGAUGGAGAGACUUUCGAAGACUUCAAAAUUAUCUCUACUUUUUUAAAUGUAAUGAUAUAUUUUUCUACUCGUUAAUCGAUGCAUUCUCUAUAAGAAAAUAUUCUUUACAAGAAAGUAUGUAAUCGAAAAACUGUUAAUUUAGGAAAUAUUUUAACUUUAAUUCUGUAAAAUCUAUGCAUAAAAGACAGGAACAGUAUGAACACAAAAAUACUAUCCCUGUUUUUAUUUGUCUUUCAUACGAUAGAUUUUACAGCAUUAAGAUUUAAAUAUCUCUCUAAUGGCUUUUCAACAUAUAUAGGUUAGUACUUUUUUAUAGAGAAUGUUGAUUAGUGAAUAAAAAAAUAUAUUAUUUCAUUUUAAAAAAUGGUGGCGACCUUAAAAUCUUCAAAACUGCUCCACUCACAAAAAGAUUAUUACUGCACUAUUAUACCUCCUUAGUACUGAAUAACAAAAUUUAUCCAC
Molecule: messenger RNA, 1664 nt
Organism: Frieseomelitta varia
Lineage: Eukaryota; Metazoa; Arthropoda; Insecta; Hymenoptera; Apidae
Product: estradiol 17-beta-dehydrogenase 8
Exons: 4
Coding region: 303-1043 (246 amino acids)
Molecular function (GO): oxidoreductase activity, acting on the CH-OH group of donors, NAD or NADP as acceptor
Source: RefSeq, a predicted model, not a curated record